Molecule: messenger RNA, 3530 nt
Organism: Anopheles stephensi (Asian malaria mosquito)
Lineage: Eukaryota; Metazoa; Arthropoda; Insecta; Diptera; Culicidae
Exons: 3
Coding region: 776-2872 (698 amino acids)
Source: RefSeq, a predicted model, not a curated record
AAACCAAGUGAACUGUCAAAAAAUGUCAACAUGAUUUUUUAUUCUUCUGUGAUUUUUUUAUUGUGGUUAUGUUAGUCAAUUUAGGAAUGGAUUAGCUUCAUGAUAAUAUUUAACCAAAUUUUAACAUUUCAAUGAAAUAGUUUAACCCACAAAAGCUGAAUUAACGAGCAAAUAAUCUAGGGAACGGAUGGUUCGCUUUGGUCAUGACGUUGUAGUUUCUAUUCUCACAUAUAGAGGGCUCUCGUACAAAAAGACCUUUUAGCCGUUAAAUGUGGAUUAAUUUAUUUUUAAAUUUUCAAAUCAAAUUAAAAAAAAAUUCAAUAAAUCCAUCAUGCACCACCGCAAUUGCAAGUAUUUUCAAAUAAUUAAACGGUGAACCAUACACAACCACUUUACCUGACUAACAAGAAAGAAGAAGUUCAAAUGUGUUGCAUCCACGCAUGUGCACAGAAUCCACUGGGAAAAAUGAAAAAAAAGAAACACAGCAAAACAACAUUCCAAUAGCUUCGCACUGUCCUCGAUUUGCUGAAUAAUAAACAAGUUCAUUUGUGCGAAAGCUAAAAUUUGAUUAGAUUCGAUCGCGUUAGGAAUCGUGUAGCGGGUGGACGAUGGGUUCAGCGUGGACGUGGGUCGUCAAUCGCCCAACGGAACCACGUAGUCGCUGGUCGUAAAUUUGCCACUCACCACAAACCAUCUACUCGCUCCUUCACUGUUGCAGUCCAGCAGCGUCCAGGGAACCAACAACGCACGUCUCCAAACGUGUCUGGUCCAUAGCAUGCCCAAUAGUGAUUCGUCCGGUGGUAUAUACUCCCCUCUUCCACAGACGACUCUGACCGAUUCGGAGAGUGAAGAAGAGCUACUGCACCGCACCACGGUAACUGUUCGGCGGAUAUCGGAACGCACGUUUGGCGGUAGUAUUAGGGGCGGUGGGCACGGUGGUGGCGGUGUUGUGACAGCGAUCAUGAUGAACGGUAUGAAGGGACGACCGGUGGCAGAGUUACGGCCAGCGGCAGGGACGGAAAAUGGCGGUGCUGCCCUGUACAACGGGGGCUAUCCACCGAGCCCGAGCGAUGUGGAGGAUGCGAGCGGCGUAUUCCACGCGGAUAAUGUGGCCAUUUUGCACGAGGCCGGCUCGAUACCGGAUCACAAAAUGUCCUUCCCGCGGAAGUGUUGCUUUGUGGCGUCGUUGAUCGUCUGCUUCUUGGCGGUGGUAAUAUUUCUUUGGAUUAUCCCGUGUUCCGAUGAGCUGUCUUGUCCGGCACGUGCGGAACGAGUAAAAACGCAAAAUUGGAUACGAAACUACGAGAAGAUCGAACUGAAAGGUGUGAUAAACGUGGUCGAAGGUGUGCACGGUAAGAGCAAGAAUCUGGUCUUCAUGUACCGGGGCGAUAAGCUGUUUCCCGAGUUUGACGAAUCCUACCGACGGCGGAAUGGAAUUAUCUCGCUGGUCGGUAGCUCCGGUAAGGUUGCCUGGUACGAUCAGAUGAUCAACGAGCCGAAGAGCAUCGAUUGCACGCUGCUAGAUGCGGAUCGAAGCGGUGCUCCAGAUUGUCUGGUGCUGGACGAGUUUGGUCAGCUGGAGUGCAUUGAUCCACUGUCUGGCGAGUGGCUGUGGCAUGCGGAAGGAUACAACAAGAGAAGCAACAGUGGCAAGCAGAACGACAUGCUAGACUUCCCGCUUCUCAUACCGGACGUCGAUGGAGAUGGCGUGCAUGAUCUCCUGUUCGUGACGAGUUCCAGCGAAACCAAGCACAACCGUCUGGUUAUGAUAUCCGGCCGCAAGGGCAUCACAAUCGGCGAUUCCUACGCCGUCAAGGAGUGUCUUUACGUCCACAAGCUGAUGCUGGAUGAGGAGCUUAACGUGAAGUUUAACUGCGUAAAGGAAAAGUCCGAACAGCAGAAAGCCAAAUCACUACCGGAGCUGUACAAGCUUAUCCACCGGAAGGCACUGGAUAUGCGCGUAGUGCGUCGAAUGCCCACCGACCUGCCCCAGCACAAGUUCUUCGGCCAGAGGCGUAACACGGAGAAGCAGCGUACGAUCACGAACGUCGGUGGUAAGCAGCUGGUGGUCGAGAACCGGGGCAAAUGUCCCGAGAACUGUUCGACCUCGGUGCUUCUAACGGAGGAAGCCACCGGUGAGCUCCUGUGGAACGUAUCGGGCCGCCAGCUGUACGGUAUGCAACCCGUACGCCUAACAUUCUCCAACUUUGGUGCUGACAAUCGAUCCACCAUGUACGGCUUUGUGAUCAAGUUCUGGGAAUGGAGUCAACGCGAUCCGGACAAUCGUAGCUCACGCUUCAAACGCUCCCUGUUCGGCGUGGGUGACGACGAUAGCAAGCAGCGGUUCAUCCACCAGCAACCCUGGAUAGGACCGCCCGGGCUGGACGCCAUCUCGAAGACUUCCUCGUCCGCGCGUGGCCAAAAUCAAUCGUCAUCCUCCACCCGACCGGCGGGCGUGUUCCGGACGCGCAUGCGUUUCCUCAAGGAAACGAUCAAGCUGAUCGUGUUCAACUCGAGCUACAUCAAGAUCGAGAACACGAGCCAAAGCAAUGUGAUCCAGUUCUGUCGCGAAACGCUCAACGGCGACCCGGCCGAGGUGCUCUGUCAGCCCGAUCUCAACUAUCAGGAAAAUUCGCUACUCAUCGCCGACCUGGACGACGACGGUUCGCAGGAACUCGUGUCGUACUACUCGACGUUCGUCAAAACGGCAACGAACGAUGCGGACGGGAUGGGGGCGGGAGUCGGCGUUGGGCCAGGUGCCACCAUGAAGCUAAAAACGUACGUCCAGCUGUUGCGGCUGGAGUCGGAGCUGCCGAAACUGUACACUCCACCACCGGGCCAGGAGUCUUCGGAGGGCGCUAAGCAUCAUUAAAGCUGCGCGAACGGAAACCAACACAUUCCAACAGAUUUUGUGAUUUUGUGAUCUCAUACCAACCUCGUUCCAACUACUACCACUACUACUACUACUACGCGAGCCUUUUCUAGGUUACAUCAAUGUUGUACGGAUUUUUCUUUUUCUUCGCCCAUAGAGCAAUGUCGUCCGCACGCACGUACUCGGUACCGAGGCUGGUGAAAUGAUAGCACCUACUCACCACCACUCACUCAUACUGCUUAACGAUGGUAAUGAUAGUAUAGGCACGGCGCACGGCGAUAAUGAUAGGGAGAGGCGUGUAUCCGCCAUUACGGGUUUUUGAGGUCGAAUGACCAAACUGAGAGGGAAGAUGCGAGCGUACGUUCCAGAGUUCCAGAUUCCUCCCAUUUUCUUGGUCCUCUUUACGGAUGUCGUUAUAGCGGGUAUAGUCGGGUUUACUCCUCUGGCACUGUUUUGCACCAGGUCCGUCGUCCUUGUAUACACACCGCACAGCUUGUAAUUUUAGUAUAACCAUAGACAACAUGCAAUCAAAAUGAAAUGAUAGUGUACGCUAGUUUGGUGAGCGCGUUAGAAAGACACGGCGGAGAUGAAUAUACAUCCAUAUGGACCUAAUGUUGAAUAGAAGAAUUGUGACAAACAAACUUGUCUACCAGUGUAA